Hermetia illucens (black soldier fly) is the source of this 693-nucleotide messenger RNA. RefSeq lists its product as uncharacterized. The record is from RefSeq and is a predicted model, not a curated record. The transcript has a single exon. Lineage: Eukaryota; Metazoa; Arthropoda; Insecta; Diptera; Stratiomyidae. Bases 1 to 693 code for a protein of 230 amino acids.
AUGGAUAGGCUAGUUAAGAGGUUUUCGGAAAUCAACGAGAUACCGAGCGAACAGCCGUUAACAAGGGACGAGCAGGCACCUAUGGAAUGGUAUCAGCAGACGACCAGGAGGGACGAGUCUGGCAGAUACAUUGUUCGGCUCCCGUUUAAGCAAAAUGCGGACCGCGGAAAAACCGUGUGCAACUCGCAGCAAAAGGCGUAUAUUCGAUUCUCGCAAUUGGAAAAGCAAUUGAACAACGACGAUGACUUAAGGAACCAAUAUGUAGCAUUCAUGGAGGAAUACCUUGAGCUAGGCCACAUGGUGGAAGUGCCAGUCGCAGAUAAGUUUGCAAAACAGACAUAUUACUUGCCUCACCAUGCCGUAGGCAAGGAUGACAGUACCACCACGAAGCUUCGAGUCGUUUUCAAUGCGUCUCAAGCAACACCGACAGGCAAGUCACUUAACGAUAUCUUGCUCGUCGCUCCCAACAUACAGAAUAGCAUCACUCGUGUAUUGAUGAGAUGGAGAACGCAUCGAUACGUGAUAGCAGCUGACAUCGAGAAGAUGUACCGACAGAUAAGUAUGCAUCCUCAGGAUCAGGACUAUCAACGAAUCCUGUGGCGAAGUCAUCCAUCCGAACCGAUUAAACAUUUUAAGUUAACAACAGUUACAUAUGGCACGGCCAGCGCCCCGUACUUAGCGAUGCGCACUUAG